Molecule: messenger RNA, 504 nt
Organism: Dryobates pubescens (Downy woodpecker)
Lineage: Eukaryota; Metazoa; Chordata; Aves; Piciformes; Picidae
Product: chromodomain-helicase-DNA-binding protein 8-like
Exons: 3
Source: RefSeq, a predicted model, not a curated record
CUGCGGCAGGCGGCCAUCGACCGCUUCAGCCGGGCCGAGGGCGACCGCUUCGUCUUCCUGCUCUGCACCCGGGCCGGGGGCCUGGGCAUCAACCUGACGGCCGCCGACACCUGCAUCAUCUUCGACUCCGACUGGAACCCCCAGAACGACCUCCAGGCCCAGGCCCGCUGCCACCGGAUUGGCCAGAGCAAGGCCGUGAAGGUCUACCGGCUGAUCACCCGCAACUCCUACGAGCGCGAGAUGUUCGACAAGGCCAGCCUGAAGCUGGGCCUGGACAAGGCUGUGCUGCAGUCCAUGAGCGGCAGGGAGGCCUCCAUCCCCGGGAUCCAGCAGUUCUCCAAGAAGGAGAUCGAGGACCUGCUGAGGAAGGGAGCCUACGCUGCCAUCAUGGAGGAGGACGAUGAAGGCUCCAAGUUCUGCGAGGAGGACAUCGACCAGAUCCUCCUCAGGAGGACCACCACCAUCACCAUCGAGAGCCAGGGCAAGGGCUCCACCUUUGCCAAG